Molecule: messenger RNA, 1411 nt
Organism: Dryobates pubescens (Downy woodpecker)
Lineage: Eukaryota; Metazoa; Chordata; Aves; Piciformes; Picidae
Gene: PLPPR5
Product: phospholipid phosphatase related 5
Exons: 6
Coding region: 189-1133 (314 amino acids)
Biological process (GO): signal transduction; phospholipid dephosphorylation; phospholipid metabolic process
Molecular function (GO): phosphatidate phosphatase activity
Source: RefSeq, a predicted model, not a curated record
CGCUGCCGGAGUGGCGGGCCCGGGUCGCGGUCCCCGCCCGCUCUGCCCUGCCCGCGCUCCCCGCCCCGCGUGCCCGACGCGCUGCCGCCUGCCACCGAGCCGCCUCCGCCCGCCGUGGAUGCGGCCGGGGAGCGGGCGGAGCGCGGCGCCGGGGAGGGGGGCCGGCGCGGCUGCCGGAGCCCACGUACAUGCGAGUGCCCUCUCCGCUCACCAGCAUGCUUUACUUCCAGAUGGUGAUCAUGGCAGGGACCGUGAUGCUGGCUUACUAUUUCGAGUACACGGACACCUUCACGGUCAACGUGCAAGGCUUCUUCUGCUACGAGGGCGCGUACCGAAAGCCCUACCCGGGCCCGGAGGACCGCAGCGCCGUGCCCCCGGUGCUUCUUUACUCGCUGACCGCAGGCGUGCCCGUGCUGGUGAUUAUUGUUGGAGAAACUGCAGUGUUUUGUCUACAGUUAGCUACAAAGGAUUUUGAAAACCAAGAGAAAACAAUAUUAACUGGAGACUGUUGUUAUAUAAAUCCACUGGUGCGAAGGACCAUCAGAUUCCUUGGAAUUUAUGCAUUUGGACUGUUUGCUACAGACAUCUUUGUAAAUGCUGGUCAAGUAGUAACAGGGAAUCUUGCACCACAUUUUCUUGCACUUUGUAAACCCAACUAUACAGCACUUGGAUGUAAACAGUACACACAGUUCAUCAGCAGUGUGCAUGCCUGUACUGGAAAUCCAGAGCUCAUCACGAAAGCCAGGAAGACUUUCCCCUCCAAAGAAGCAGCACUAAGUGUAUAUGCAGCUAUGUACCUGGCUAUGUAUAUCACCAACACAGUCAAGGCCAGAGGAACAAGGCUUGCAAAACCUGUUCUGUGUUUGGGCUUAAUGUGCUUGGCUUUCCUUACUGGAAUCAACAGAGUGUCAGAGUACCGAAAUCACUGGUCAGAUGUAAUAGCAGGCUUUGUAAUUGGAAUAUCUAUAGCAGUCUUCUUGGUUGUUUGUGUGGUAAAUAACUUCAGAGGACGUCAGCCAGAACAUGAACAUUCUCAUCUGGAUAACCUGGCCCAGGUGCCCAUGAUCAGCAUACCCCGAGUCGAAAGCCCUUUAGAAAAGAACCACCUCACGGCCUUUGCAGAAGUCACAUGAUGUUGAUGCUGACGUCUAUUCCCUCCAUUGGACUUCAUCUCUUUUCACAGCCCACACAUGACAGUUGCAGUGUAUCCAAAACAAAAAAACAACCAACCACCAACCAACCACCAAGAAGUUUUUAGAGGUCCUCUUUCUGACUUGCUUUUUACGGUCAUUUCAAACGGUCAUACCCCGAACCUUUGGAGGAAUUCUUGAACUGUUAGAACGUCACUUUAAUUUCUAGAGGGGGGGAAAAAAGAAAUAGAAAAUAAUAGAAAUUAACUGUUUACUUUUUU